CACUCAGGGUCCGGAAGUGACGCAGACGGAGUUCCGGCUUCGGCCUCCGCCGCUGCCUCCGCCAGUACUGCCGCCGCUGCCGCCGCUGCCGCCGCCGCCGCCGCUUGUUGUUCCUAAAAUGGCGCCUCUGGAUCUGGACAAGUAUGUGGAAAUAGCGCGGCUGUGCAAGUACCUUCCAGAGAACGACCUGAAGCGGCUGUGUGAUUAUGUCUGUGACCUUCUGUUGGAAGAGUCGAAUGUUCAGCCAGUAUCAACACCAGUAACCGUGUGUGGGGACAUACACGGACAGUUUUAUGACCUUUGUGAACUAUUCAGAACUGGAGGUCAGGUUCCUGAUACAAACUACAUAUUUAUGGGUGAUUUUGUAGACAGAGGUUACUAUAGUUUGGAGACCUUCACAUACCUUCUUGCACUAAAGGCUAAAUGGCCUGAUCGUAUUACACUUUUACGAGGAAAUCAUGAGAGUAGACAGAUAACACAGGUGUAUGGAUUUUAUGAUGAGUGCCAAACCAAAUAUGGAAAUGCUAAUGCCUGGAGAUACUGUACCAAAGUUUUUGACAUGCUCACAGUAGCAGCUUUGAUAGAUGAGCAGAUUUUGUGUGUUCAUGGUGGCUUAUCUCCUGAUAUUAAAACACUGGAUCAAAUUCGAACCAUUGAACGGAAUCAAGAAAUCCCUCACAAAGGAGCAUUUUGUGACUUGGUCUGGUCAGAUCCUGAAGAUGUGGAUACUUGGGCAAUCAGUCCCCGAGGAGCAGGUUGGCUCUUUGGAGCAAAGGUCACAAAUGAGUUUGUUCAUAUCAACAACUUGAAACUCAUCUGCAGAGCACAUCAGCUUGUGCACGAAGGCUAUAAAUUUAUGUUUGAUGAGAAGUUGGUCACAGUGUGGUCUGCUCCUAACUACUGCUAUCGCUGUGGGAAUAUUGCUUCUAUCAUGGUCUUCAAAGAUGUCAAUACAAGAGAACCAAAGUUAUUCCGGGCAGUUCCAGAUUCAGAACGUGUUAUUCCUCCCAGAACGACGACGCCGUAUUUCCUUUGAGGCCUUCACCCCUCCUGCUGACCCAUUUUUCUGCCCUCCUCUUACCCCACUUUUCUUGUAUUACCCUCUACAAUAUACUUUUUAUUGAGCACUUUGCUGCUGAAAUGCUGCCUCUUGCCUUUUUUUUAAAUUUUAAAUUAUCUAAAUUUAUUAUUUGUUAUGGUGUCUAUAGCAAUGUUUUUCUAUCAGUUUUGUCACCCAUCCCAUCCCCAUCUUGGACUCAUUUGAGAAGACUUGAGAAAUGUCUUAAAUACUCACACUGCUGCAUGUAGCUCUUGCUUAUUUACUGAUCUGGGGAGACAGGAUGUGUUUCCUUUUUUUAAAAAGCCAAUUAACAACAUCAAAAUACUCUUCCUUUUGUAUCAUUCAGCCUUUUCCUUUUAGUUUGGUAAGUUUCAAGAAAUUUCAGCAGCAAAGUUGUUAUUCAGUGGGCACUAUGGACUGCAGAUGCCUCAAGUUAUGUAUACCUGUCCCAGCUGUAAACUUCAUUGUCCUUUGUUGGAUGAUAUUUUAAAAGGAUAUAAAAUAAAUUGGUCUAAAGGGCUGCCCUCUUUGUUGUGUUUUUAAAUUUUAGUUGAAAACUGCUACAGCUUAUGACUUUGUACAUUAAGAUAAUUGUAUUGAUCUUUUUUCAGAUUCCUUGUAUUUUUUAAUAAAUAAUCUUAAAACCCAGAUAAGAUUAAGUGUUAGAAAUUUUAAACAGCUUACAUUGUUAGCUUAAAGUUACCUUUUUUCUUUUUUCCUAAUUAGAGAUCCUGAACUUUGGUUAUUGAGUCUAAAACUUCAAUUGAAUUCAGUAGUGUUUAUUUAAA
Perognathus longimembris pacificus (Pacific pocket mouse) is the source of this 1848-nucleotide messenger RNA. RefSeq names its product protein phosphatase 6 catalytic subunit (gene Ppp6c). Gene Ontology annotation, molecular function: protein serine/threonine phosphatase activity. Lineage: Eukaryota; Metazoa; Chordata; Mammalia; Rodentia; Heteromyidae. Bases 119 to 1036 code for a protein of 305 amino acids. The record is from RefSeq and is a predicted model, not a curated record. Gene Ontology annotation, cellular component: cytoplasm. Gene Ontology annotation, biological process: peptidyl-serine dephosphorylation; G1/S transition of mitotic cell cycle. The transcript has 7 exons.